Molecule: messenger RNA, 3430 nt
Organism: Sander lucioperca (pikeperch)
Lineage: Eukaryota; Metazoa; Chordata; Actinopteri; Perciformes; Percidae
Gene: klhl26
Product: kelch-like family member 26
Exons: 3
Coding region: 235-2055 (606 amino acids)
Molecular function (GO): protein binding
Source: RefSeq, a predicted model, not a curated record
ACCAGUGGCUCCUCCCAGUGGCCAGAAACUGUCAGUACAGGAAGGAGGUGCGGCAAACUAUUGGGUAGGAGAGGUCAUUACCGUGUUCACCACAGGGCCUGAGACAGAAAGCGGUUCUCCUUCCAUGCCAGACAAACGCGUACUUUUCAAAACACCAUGAACAGGCCAAUCGUGCCGUUGACCUUCUGGUAAAAUUACUGAAAAUGCUCCAUGCAUGUUACACUGUGCUAGAAGAUGGCGGAGUCGGAUGGCGGGGAUUUUGCUUCGAAAAAUCCACAGAGCAGUAUGGCUAACAAGAAUAGCACCCUGCGCUGUACAUUCUCAGCCUCAAGCCACAGUACCACCCUCCUCCAGGGCUUGUCGGUCUUGCGUGCUCAGGGCCAGCUACUUGACGUUGUGCUGGCGAUCAAUGAGGAGCGCUUCCAGGUCCACAGAGCUGUGCUGGCCGCUUGUAGUGAUUACUUCAGAGCAAUGUUUACUGGAGGCAUGAGGGAGUCGAAUCAAGAUACCAUUGAGCUGAAGGGUCUGUCCGCCCGUGGGCUGAAACAUAUUAUUGACUUUGCCUACAGUGCAGAAGUCACUUUAGACCUGGACUGUAUUCAGGAUGUCCUUGGGGCAGCUGUGUUUCUCCAGAUGGUCCCAGUCAUGGAGCUGUGCGAGGAGUUCCUCAAGUCAGCGAUGAGCGUGGAGACCUGCCUGCACAUCGGCCAGAUGGCCACUACCUUCAGCCUGUCUUCCCUCAAAGAGUCGGUGGAUGCCUUCACCUUCCGCCACUUCCUCCAAAUUGCAGAGGAGGAGGACUUUCUGCACAUUCCCAUGGAGCGCCUCAUCUUCUUCCUGCAGAGCAACAAACUGAAGAACUGUAGCGAGAUCGACCUCUUCCAUGCUGCCAUCAGGUGGCUCCAGUAUGACGAGUCUCGCCGGGCUCAAGCCAGCAGUGUCCUCUGCCAUGUGCGCUUCCCCCUCAUGCGUUCCUCUGAGCUGGUGGACAGUGUUCAGACGGUGGACAUCAUGGUGGAGGAUGUGCUGUGCCGCCAGUAUCUCCUCGAGGCCUUCAAUUACCAGAUUCUUCCCUUCCGACAACAUGAGAUGCAGUCUUCACGGACACUCGUACGUUCGGACGUCCUGUCAGUCAUCACCUUUGGCGGGACACCCUACACUGACAACGACCGCACAGUGAGCACCAAGGUGUACCAUCUCCCUGACAUCACUUCCCGCCAGUUCAAAGAGCUGACAGAGAUGGAGAUGGGGUGCAGCCAUGCUUGCGUUGCCGUACUUGAUAACUUUGUGUACAUCGUUGGUGGACAGCACUUACAGUACCGCAGCGGUGAGGGGGCGGUAGACAGCUGCUUUCGCUACGACCCACAUCUGAGCCAGUGGCUGCGCAUCCAACCUUUGCAGGAGGCUCGUAUCCAGUUUCAGCUCAACGUGGUGAAUGGACAGCUGUAUGCCACCGGAGGGCGCAAUCGAUCUGGCAGUCUGUCAUCUGUAGAGUGUUACUGCCCAAAGAAGAACGAGUGGACUAAUGUGGAACCAUUAAAACGCAGGAUUUGGGGACAUGCAGGGACUCCCUGUGGAGAAAAGCUGUACAUCUCAGGGGGUUAUGGCGUCUCGUUGGACGACAAGAAAACUCUUCACUGCUACGACCCAGCAUCAGACCAGUGGGACUUCAGAGCUCCCAUGAAUGAACCCAGAGUGUUGCAUGCCAUGAUCAGCACCAAGGAUCGGGUUUAUGCUCUGGGCGGUCGCAUGGAUCAUGUGGACCGUUGUUUUGAUGUGCUUGCGGUCGAGUACUACAUUCCAGAGAACGACCAGUGGACCACCGUCAGUCCCAUGAGAGCAGGGCAGUCUGAGGCGGGCUGCUGUUUACUGGACAGCAAGAUCUACAUCGUCGGCGGCUACAACUGGCACCUAAACAAUGUCACAAGCAUCGUGCAGGUGUACAACACAGAGACAGAAGAGUGGGAGAGGGAUUUGCACUUCCCAGAAUCCUUUGCUGGCAUCGCUUGCACACCGAUUAUUAUUGCACAAAACACCACAACGCGAACCAUCUGACCUUUGACUGUGAAGAUUUAUUCCAUGUGCUCUUUCUGCCGACCAUUGAGGUGUGUGUGUGUGUGUGUGUGUGUGUGUGUGUGUGUGUGUGUGUGUGUGUGUGUGUGUGUGUGUGUGUGUGUGUGUGUGUGUGUGUGUGUGUGUGUGUGUGUGUUGAGGGAAUGGCCUACACCUAAGCAGCAUUACUCAGAUUUGUGUAUUAUUUUAUAUCCUUGCAUCCUUAUAUCCUGUUUUGGCCAAUAUGUGUUUAACCCACAGAUUGAAUUUUAUGAUUAAUUGAUUGGUAAUAUUAUCUCCAAAUGAACUGUAAAGAUAUAGUUCUCUUCCAGAAUAGCAUUACCUUAAUGUAUAAUAAUCAAUAAUAUAAAAUAAUCAUAAUUCAGUCUGUAAAAGUGUUAUAGUUUGAUCAAUGAAGGGCUGAAGUUACUGACAGCACAAAUUGUCUCAUGUUUGAAUGAAAGUUAAAUUUGGUUUGCAAAGGUAUUAACAGACUUAACUUUUUAUUAUGUUAGACAUUAUGAUUGUACAGUUGUAAAAGCUUUAUUUGUGUGCUUCUGUUUGUGUUCUUUUGUAUUUGUUUAUUAUUCAAACAACCAAGAUAACUCAAAAUCUCACUGUUGUAUGUCUCCUCAAAUGCACUAAUCAACAAACCACAAUGCACAGUAAUGAUUGCAGAAAUGAGCAUGAGUAGUGUGGAAUCACAUAUUUCAUGUGGGUGUUAUUGUUUUUUUAUUGCUACUACCCUGACACACUAUUGUUCUCUCAGUCAACAUAACAAACCAGUAUGGACCUUCUAAGGCAGCUACAUAAUCUUUCAUGUGUCAGUUGUAAUGUCAGUAAAUGUGUGCUGCUCUUUAUGUGCUAUAUCUUGUGUACUACACAUGCUUUGUCCUUUGACUAACACAAUAAGGGGGUCACAGGUGAUAUUUAAUAAAUGCAGAUGUAAUAUGUAAACUAUUCUCAAAAGAUCAAAUAUCCCCAGAAAAACUACUUAAAUGAUCCAUUUGCCACGUUUGAUACGGCUCAUGUUUUUAUUUUGACUGCAUUGCUGCACUUUUCAAAGCAGUAUUUAUCUAAUUCUGCUGCUGAAGUUAUCGAUGUACUUAAUAUGUGCAUAAGGAAGAAGCAAGCUUAGAGUUCUUGCUUUUCCUUUUUCAAUGUGAUCAUCUACAUGAUGGUGAGGAGUGUCCAUUGCAAAACAUGUUUCUCCUGUUGCCUUAGCAUGUGUAUAUGUCUUCUGUUACCUGUACCAGUAAAAGCACAUGAUAUUGUUGAAGUGCAAUACAAGGAAUCUCCUCUUGUCAAAGGGGAAUGUAGACAUUUGUGAAGCUUUAUGUGCAUCAUUUUAUUAAAGGUGUAUCAUGUUUUAAAAAUA